Molecule: messenger RNA, 2935 nt
Organism: Poeciliopsis prolifica (blackstripe livebearer)
Lineage: Eukaryota; Metazoa; Chordata; Actinopteri; Cyprinodontiformes; Poeciliidae
Gene: sowahab
Product: sosondowah ankyrin repeat domain family member Ab
Exons: 1
Coding region: 153-1382 (409 amino acids)
Molecular function (GO): protein binding
Source: RefSeq, a predicted model, not a curated record
UGGCGAGGCGCCGGAAGCAGCAGGUUGUGCUGGAGGGACAACAGAGAGGACGGAGCGGGACACGCAGCGCGGUUACCCUCCUCAUCUCUCACAUGUAGCUGUUGGUUUUGUUUGUGUUUUGUUGUUUUUUGUCGCGCAGGAAAAGCGGAGCCAUGGCCCUGACCCAGGAAGCCGUGUUGUGUUUUCUGCUGGAGCGCGGAGGCAAAGUGGCCAACUGUGAGCUGGUGAACCACUUCAGGAGCCUCAUCCACGGCGGCGACCCCGCGGAAAAGCAGCGCAACAGGGAGCUGUUCAAGAAGCUGGUGAACAGCGUCGCUGUGGUCAGACAGGUCGACGAGGUGAAGUUCGUGGUGGCGAGGAAGAGGUACCAGGACUUUGUGAAAGAGGAGAUGGAUCCGAGCUGUGACGCGCGGCGCUCGUCCACUGUGAGCUUUUGUCACCGCGGCGGCGACAAAAGCUGCGCGGAGAGUUUGCGGGAAAGCAGGCCUGCCGCGUCCACGGCGGAUGCGGCCACCGUUAAAGUCCUGAAUGUGUCCGCAGAUCAGGCGUGCGGAGCGAGCAAGUCUGGGGCUGUGUUCGCCGUCAUAGCGGUCAGAUCCCCGGAGAGAGACUCCGCAGACGGACCACGCUCCCAGGCGCAUCAGCGGCGUGGAAACCCUGACAGAGCAGUCGUCAGAGUUCCAUCACUCCCAGCUCUAACUUCUAACUCCUCAUCUCGUCUGAGGGAGUUAGUAAAAGAGCCUCAGUGUUGGAAAUCCAAGCACAUUGAAGCCAAGCAGGCCCCAGGUUCUCCCCUGGUGAGGCCCCAAAGCAAGACCCUCAGGCAGGCUGAUGAUGAGUCUGUGCCUUUGGAGCCAAUAGCCCAUGAGUGGCUUGUUAAGUGUGCUGCUGGGUUGUGGGGACAAAUAUAUGCUUUGCUGCUGCAGGACACACGCUUGGCACAGAAGAAGGAUUUCAUGUCAGGUUUCACAGCCUUGCACUGGGCUGCUAAGGACGGCAGCUGCGACAUUAUACACAAACUCAUUGAUGUUUCCAGCAAAGGAGGCACCUACGUGAAUGUCAACAGCAAGGCACACGGAGGGUACACGCCUUUGCACAUUGCAGCCAUGCACGGUCACUCUGAGGUCGUGGUUGCUCUCGUGCAGCGCUACGGAGCCAGUGUGAACGAGAGAGAUAAUGACGGCAAGAAGGCGCUUCACUAUCUGGGGAAAGGUGCAUCGGCUGAGGUCAGGGCCCUGCUGGGAGGACAGCAGCAGAGUGAAGAGAAGAUGGAGGGCGAGGAAUACAAGGAGCACACAAGAGGCUUCAACACUAUCAGCAAGCUGUUCCACCCUCACUUAGGAAAGAAACAUAAGACUUGCAGGUUUGCUCAUGAGUGGUAAGAGGGGCCACAAGUGAAUCUGGGGAUGUCACAACUAUUAAGAUAUGGACAAAAACAAAAACACGAUUCGAUUUUGAUUUAGAUUUCAGCAAGGAUGUCAAAUCGUCCCCUCCUUCAUUUUGUUGUGGUUUUGAAGUCAACGUUCUUUCAAGUUAAGUUAUUUAUUCUUAUGACCUAGAUAGAUUAAUACAACCUAAUUUGUCUGGCUGUCUACUUCUGUAGCUGGUCUUCAGUGAGCUGCACAGACAUGACACACGCAGCUUUCAUGUUGGUGAAAAAGUGCGGAGGCGAAGGGCUGGAUUAGUCUUUGAUUUAUACUGCAAAACUGUUUACUCGAGAUAUAUGUCUGGUAUAUCAUUUAAAGGACUUUAAACCCUUUUAGUGGCAUGGUGGGAAAAUUUGGGUGGAUUUCAAACCUUUGUGUACCUUGAUACAGCUAGUGUUCAUGUUUAUGCCUUGACUCCUAACUGUGUACUGUCUUGUACAGCUUUGUACAGUGUAUCACUGGUUUAAUAAGCGUACUAUUUAUGCAUUGUGUAUAAUUUUGUUUUAUUAGUAUUAAUGACUAAUUUUCAACAAAUUACAUUACGUUUUUUGACCUAGAGUGUAAAAUACCUGUAGGUAUGACUUGAUUUUAUAGCAUUGUUUUUUGUUGCUGUUGUAUUUAUUGACUAAUGAACACUGACCAUAAAAACACAGCAGGCUAGUGCUUCCAAAUUACAACAUUUUUAGAAAGCACACUGGAUGAAAAACCUGCUGACUAUUUUAUGUCCUGAAGCAUCUGAGGUGGCAACCUCAGAUGCUUGAGUUUGACUCAGCAAACUCACACAGGAGCAAUAAUAUUUUUCUAACUUCUUCGCUGGCGCGUUGACUGGAGUAACGCAGUAGUGGGUCGUACUGCAGGUGUAGGCCAGGUAACAGGGCUGAGCUCUAUAUAAGUAAGUCAACUGGCUCAAGUUGAUGGUGACUCAGCUUUUCCGCAGAAAUCAUCACUUGGACUUGAAAACCAUUCCAAGGCAAAGCAGGGACCAGACUAUGUGAUGUUAUGGAGAGAUUUUACCUAAGCCUUUAAUUCCUGAGCUUAUUCCUUGUGUGAUGUCACCAGAGGCAUGUGUGAUCAAGCUUGCUUUUGGGAGCAUAGAACUGUCAGUAUUAAAUAACAAUUUUCGUAAAAUAGCUAAACUAAUAGAAACUGAAUGAUGUAUCGGUGGCAAACAAUAAAUAAAAUGAUAAAUAAUAAUAAUCUCAGGUCGAUUGUACAGACAUUUCUGGAGAGUAGCUUUAAAUUAUAUACUAAUAUAAUAAUGUAGAUAAUAUUAGUCUAAACGACAGACUAACCAAUUUUAAUUGUGAAAUAGUUUUUGUUGUUUCUCAAACAAAAAAAUUUGUAUUGUGUAUGUAUUUUGUAGCAGUUGAUUUUUUUUUUCAGUUUAGUGUGAUACACUUUAAAAAGUGCUUCUUCAUUUUUUUCUAGUUAAGAAUUUGUCUAAAGUGUAACAUUAUUAGAUUUUUACAGUUUAUUUGAAUAAAUGCAAUUCGUCCUUUUCUAAUGAC